Coccinella septempunctata (seven-spotted ladybird) is the source of this 1302-nucleotide messenger RNA. RefSeq names its product retinol dehydrogenase 13-like. The record is from RefSeq and is a predicted model, not a curated record. Bases 189 to 1196 code for a protein of 335 amino acids. The transcript is spliced from 5 exons. NCBI's taxonomy places the organism in Eukaryota, Metazoa, Arthropoda, Insecta, Coleoptera, Coccinellidae.
AGUAAUUGAAUCAAACAAUUAGAAAUCCGAAUUAACAUAUUAUAUGAACAAUGACUGAUUAAUUAUGUCUCCUUAAGAUACUUUUCUUGUAGUAAACUGGAAAAUUAGAAUAAAUUUGUUCGAGGAUUAUUACGUAUGUGAUUUGUUUUUGAUUCAGGGCCUGUGAAACAUUUCAGUCACAGUGGAAAAUGAUCCUGAAAAUAAUCAAGAAUGAGUUGAGCCUGGUAUUGCAGCUUACAAUCAGAAUUAUUCUUAUUACCAAACACGGUAUAAUCUGGCUAUUAACGAAUUUAAGGAGUGGCAUGUCCAAUAGCAUGACUUGUUUAAAUGGAAAAACUGCCAUCGUCACUGGUGGAAACUCGGGUGUGGGAUACAUGACUACUAUGUUACUUGCAUCCAGGGGUUGUAAAGUUAUUAUUGCUUGUCGAAGAAAUGCAAAAAAGGAGGUGGAAGAAAUAAAAAAAAAGACAAAUAAUCCGAAUAUAACAUUCACACACUUGGAUUUGUGUGAAUUUGCUUCAGUUCGACAGUUCGCAGAAAAUAUAAAGAAGGAAGAAUCGAAAAUAGAUAUUUUAAUCAACAAUGCAGGUAUUGGCUGUAGUGAUCAAAAGCUAACUAAAGAUGGGCUUGACGCAGUGAUGCAGGCAAAUUAUUUAGGUCACUUUCUGCUGACACAUCUGCUGAUAGAUCUUUUGAAAGCAGCCGACGAAGGCAGAAUUGCCUUUUUGACAUCAGGAUUGUCAGCUGUACACAAUAUCAGCGUGAAUAAACUGUACCCAUCAACAUCUCGAAUAGUGGAUACUUUCAUCGAAGCCUAUUGUAAUUCGAAGGCAUGCAAUGUUUUGGUUGUCCAUGAAAUGGCUAAGAAAUUGGGUAAAUAUGGCAUCAAGGUUAAUGCUGCUGAUCCUGGUCUAGUUGUCACUCCCAUAUAUGACAGUCUGAAGGGACCAGAAAAAGGGAAACUUUGCGUAGGAAUGGUUUUCAAAACAGUUUUUCCACUCCUGGCAUCAGAUUUGUUCAAAGCUGCUCAAACCCCUUUUCAUGUGGUCACAAGUAAGGAUAUAGUGACUGGCAGUCAUUACUUCAAAUGUGUUGCUAUGCCUAAACUGAGAGGAUUGGACGACAAACAGUUUUGUGAAAAAAUUUGGCAAGAAUCAGAGAGAAUAGUCCGACUUCAACCAGAAGAAAGUCUAUGAAAGAAUAGUUUAAAUUUGCUAGAUAACAAAGGAUACUGUUAUAUUUCUCCUUAACUGAAAUGAAUUAUUUUUGUAUUAAAUGCGAUAAUAAAAAAUUUUGUGAUGA